Messenger RNA from Chroicocephalus ridibundus (black-headed gull), 2363 nucleotides. It is a transcript of the gene MMP11, whose product is annotated as matrix metallopeptidase 11. The transcript is spliced from 8 exons. Gene Ontology annotation, cellular component: extracellular matrix. The record is from RefSeq and is a predicted model, not a curated record. Lineage: Eukaryota; Metazoa; Chordata; Aves; Charadriiformes; Laridae. Gene Ontology annotation, molecular function: zinc ion binding; metalloendopeptidase activity. Bases 47 to 1522 code for a protein of 491 amino acids. Gene Ontology annotation, biological process: extracellular matrix organization; collagen catabolic process; proteolysis.
CCUCCUCCUCCUCCUCCUCCUCCUCCUCCCCGUGUCCCAGCCCGGCAUGGCCCGUCCGCCGUUCCCCCCCGCCGCCGCCGCCGCCGCCUUGUUGGCCGCCGCUUUGCUGCACUGCGCGCCCGCCGCCCCCGCCCGCCGCCACAAACCGGAUGUGUCUCGAAAGCAUCACACCUGGAAGGAGCAGAGUCCUUGGCUGUCUUCCUUGGUGAACGCUGUGGGGACCGGUGUGCCCGCCAAGGGUUUCCCCAUGGGAGCGGAUGAGCCGGCAGCGCGCUGGAACCCGCCCCGCUGCGGUGUGCCGGACCUCCCGGCGUCGCCAGAUGGCCAGAACGGGCGGAACCGGCAGAAGCGGUUCGUCCUCUCCGGUGGACGCUGGGACAAGACUGAUCUCACCUACAAAAUUAUCAGGUUCCCGUGGCAACUUGUGAAAGCUAAAGUGAGAAGGACCAUCGAGGAAGCUUUGAAAGUCUGGAGCGACGUGACCCCACUGACGUUCACCGAGGUGCAGGAGGGCCGGGCCGACAUCGUCAUUGAUUUCACAAGGUACUGGCAUGGAGAUAACUUGCCUUUCGACGGGCCUGGAGGGAUCCUGGCACAUGCGUUCUUCCCCAAGACACACCGUGAGGGAGACGUCCAUUUCGACUAUGAUGAGACCUGGACGAUUGGGAACAACCUGGGCACUGACCUCCUCCAGGUGGCUGCUCAUGAGUUUGGGCACGUCCUGGGCCUGCAGCACACGGCUGUCUCCAAGUCUCUGAUGUCUCCAUUCUACAUCUUCCGCUACCCGCUAAGUCUGAGCGAGGAUGACAAGCAGGGUAUCCAGUACCUCUACGGGAAACCCAAACUGGAUCCCGACCCAACCCCAACUCAGCCAGCAGAGCUGCCCCAGCCGGACCUCGAAACAAAUGAGAUCACCAACGUGGAGCCCGACGCUUGCGACACAGCUUUCGACGCCGCUUCCACCAUCAGAGGGGAGCUCUUCUUCUUCAAGUCCCGCUAUGUGUGGCGGCUCCGAGCUGGAAAGCUGCAGGACGGCUACCCAGCUCUGGCCUCCCGCCACUGGCAGGGGAUCCCCAGCUCUGUCGAUGCCACCUUCGAGGACCCUCUGGGCAAUAUCUGGUUUUUCCAAGAUUCUCAGUACUGGAUUUACGAUGGCGAGAGACGGGUAUCUGGUCCCACCCCGAUUGUGGAGCUGGGCCUCCCUGCAGCCCCUGUGCAGGCAGCUCUGGUGUGGGGGGCUGAGAAGAACAAGAUCUACAUCUUCAGUGGAGGCAACUACUGGCGCUUCCACCCUCACACCCGCCAGGUGGACAACAUCUACCCCCGGACCAUGGCCGACUGGCGUGGCGUCCCUCAGGAGAUCGAUGCGGCUUUUCAGGAUGAGUUUGGUUUUGCCUAUUUCUUGAGAGGCCGCGAUUACUGGAAGUUCGAUCCAGUCCAGGUCAAAGUGCUGGAGGGCUACCCACGCCAGAUCAGCCAGGACUUCUUCAGCUGUACACCUCCCUCCAACUCCUUCAGAUGAGAGGGGGGCUUGUGUCCUCCGUGCUCCCCUUCCAUCACCCUUACCUCCAGCAGCCACACAGAGGGUUCCCUCUGCCAUUCCUGGCUUCCUUCUAGGCUCAGCAUCCGACACACCGCGAGUCCGUCACCAGAGACAAAGUUUGCUCCUCUCAAGUUCCAGCAGCCCCAGCUUCAGUUGUUAUCAAUGUAAAAGCAUCUGCCACGUUCUUUGCAGGCAAGAGCGGCCACUUAAACCCUUAAUGUGGCCAUGGUCUUCCAGCAAUAGCAUCCCAGAAGCCAUCAGGCCAGCCUGGAAGGGCAUCACACACUCUUAAUUAACCUGGACUCCGUCACGUAGAACUGAUCUGAUGGCAUUUCCUACGUUUACAUAGCUCACAACAGCGGCCCGUUGCCACCGCAGCCGUGGGCCUGGGAGGAGGAUGGCUUCCACGGUGACGCCUCGCUCGGCCUCCGCGCAGGGCCGUGGACGCUGCCUGGCCCGCGGAGGAGCGCAGACGUGCGGCUGCUGCCGGGUCAGCGUCACCAGGGCUGCAGCGCGACUGCCAGGGCCCUGCUGCAGCCCCGCUCCCGGUUUUACGUUGUAUCACUAGUGUGCGUUAGGAUUUUAUACUGAUCUGUGUACAGACAAGGGGCCCCCUUCCUCCCCCGGCGCUGGGGGCCAGUGCUGGACGCUGCCCCGUCGCUCCCCUGCUCCUGCCGAGUCCGGUCCCCCACCCCGGGUCGCUCACGACUGCACUGAUGGGUCCCGCACCGGUGUUCCCAGCCUGCCUGGACUCCGGGCUGGGGGCUCACACCCUCCAGCCCCUCUCCAGCUCUUUGCACACCCUUCGUUGCUACAUAAC